AUGCUCCUCGCCAAUACCAGGCAUCUCGCCAGCCUGCUCAAGCCUGCCUGCACGCUCAGACGCGGUAUCAGCAGUACGUCGCCCACCAUACACCACGUCCACCAAUUGACGACCUUCGUUGCAUCUACAGCCUUCAAGGGGUCCUUCCCCGAAAAGCUCGCUUUCGCCUUUGACAUUGAUGGUGUACUGAAACAAGGACACCACAAUGUCCUUCCUGAAGCUAUGCGCACGAUGAAGCUCCUCACGGGCGAAGAUGGUCGUCUGCCCAAACCAAUUCCAUUUCUCCUGAUAACAAAUGGCGGUGGUAUCCCCGAUACCGACCGCCUCUCCCUCCUCUCUUCCGAACUCGGUAUCACACUCACCCCCGACCAGCUCGUGCAAAGCCACACGCCCAUGCGCGACUAUGCAAAGCGGUACGCUGACAAGCAUGUGCUGGUGAUCGGCGGAAAGGGUGACGAUUGUAGGCGGGUAGCAGAGUCGUAUGGGAUGAAGAAUGCGCAUAUACCGCAGGAUAUCAUCGCUUCUGCACCUUCCAUAUGGGAUCGUACAGAACUCACACAACACGAAAAGGCAUUUGCUCGUCCUCAAGACUUUUCCAAAAUCCCAUUCUCCGCCGUAUUCGUCAUGCACGACACGCACGACUGGGGCCGCGAUAUCACCCUCAUCCUCGACCUCCUCAACUCUGAUAACGGGUAUCUCGGUACACGUAAAGAGGGGAGGCAGAAUGGGGAAGAGGCUGUCGAGUUGAUCAUGAGCAAUGCGGAUGUUGAAUGGCGGUCGGACUGGCCGAUCCCUCGUCUUGGACAAGGUGCAUUCCGAAUUGGGCUCGAAGCCAUUUACAAAGAGACGACAGGCCUCAAGCUCCCCUAUACGCAAUACGGCAAACCCUUCAAAGCGACCUACGACUUUUCCGAGCUCUCUCUCCGGCGAUACCUCGCUUCUGUAGGGCGCAAAUCUGACGGUGAUCUCAACGUGUAUAUGGUAGGUGACAAUCCCCAAUCUGAUAUCGCCGGCGCCAACGCACACGGCUGGUCAUCCAUCCUCGUCCGUACCGGCGUCUUUCACGACACCCACGGCGAAAAGCCGGCGCACGAACCGACAGUCAUCGCUGAUAAUGUCGAGAAGGGGGUCGAGUGGGCUAUCGGCAGGGAAAUGGGUCUUUACUAG
Molecule: messenger RNA, 1167 nt
Organism: Cryptococcus wingfieldii CBS 7118
Lineage: Eukaryota; Fungi; Basidiomycota; Tremellomycetes; Tremellales; Cryptococcaceae
Product: HAD hydrolase
Exons: 8
Coding region: 1-1167 (388 amino acids)
Biological process (GO): glycerophospholipid biosynthetic process
Cellular component (GO): mitochondrion
Source: RefSeq, a predicted model, not a curated record